Molecule: messenger RNA, 1676 nt
Organism: Dioscorea cayenensis subsp. rotundata (Guinea yam)
Lineage: Eukaryota; Viridiplantae; Streptophyta; Magnoliopsida; Dioscoreales; Dioscoreaceae
Exons: 4
Coding region: 281-1405 (374 amino acids)
Biological process (GO): regulation of DNA-templated transcription
Molecular function (GO): transcription coregulator activity
Source: RefSeq, a predicted model, not a curated record
UGACCACGGUCUUAUGCUGGGCAAUACGACUUGGGUUUUUGCCUGCAAGUCAGUGAGUACGAAUGAGAGCAGUUGGCACAUUAAAUAAGAAUGGACUCCUGUUCAUCAUCUCAUCACAGGACUGUGAACAAUUGAACCUGCUUUCCCCUUUUUGUGCUUUGCCAGUCACCACUUUGCUUUACAAGUUGGAAAUACAAGAGAAGAAGAAUUUGAAGUAAAAGAAGAAGAAGAAGAAGAAGAAGAAGACGAAGAAGGUGGGUUGAUAGAAACAUAGAGAGAGAUGCCCAGGCCAGGGCCAAGGCCAUACGAGUGUGUGAGAAGAGCAUGGCACAGCGACAGACAUCAGCCCAUGCGCGGAUCCCUCAUCCAAGAGAUCUUCAGGGUGGUGAGCGAGGCGCAUAGCCCGGCCACACGACGCAACAGGGAAUGGCAGGAGAAGCUCCCUUGUGUUGUCCUCAAGGCUGAGGAGAUCAUGUACUCCAAAGCCAACUCCGAGGCGGAGUAUAUGGACCCAAAGACACUCUGGAGCCGAGCUGUUGAUGCCAUUGACACCAUUAUCCGCAGGGAUGACGCUAACGAGAGCCAAGACCUUCUCCAGCCCUGCAUUGAAGCGGCCCUUAAUCUGGGUUGCACUCCCAGAAGAGCUUCAAGGAGCCAGCGUCACAGCAAUCCGGGGUGUUAUCUAAGCUUCAAUGCCUCACGGGAUGUGUCUGCUUCUGCUGUUGUCCCAAAUAAAGUCACCGACCAGAAUAAGAUGCAUCAUUUGGCCUCUUCUGCCACUUUGAUGCCACAAUUGCCUUGCCAUUCCACUGACCUUCAGAACUCAUCUUCCCCGCUCUACACCACAUUGCUCGGACCUUCUACAACCAAUUCUGCCUGCCGAGGGGCCGAACCCAUGUCUUUAAAUGCUUCUCCUGAAUUGAAAGAUUACUCCGCAAACUCUAUGUCAGAGUACCCUUUUGCUGGCAACAGUUCGUUCCUCAAUUGGCUACCUGCUGGUUUAUCUAUCCCUGGUGACUCCUGCACCUUGUCAAGCUAUGGCCGCGUGUAUCCCUUGUACUAUGGAGAGCCCCAAUUUAGGACAGUUCCUCAACAGUGUGGUCAAAAUUCUCAAGAUGCUAUUUGUAACACUGUCACAACUGUGGAUACUUCUGUACUGCCUUUUGGACAGGUUGAGAUGGAUUUCUUGCACAAUUUUCUCGGCACUAGUCCUGCCACAGAUUCUAAAAGCAGAGGUUCAAGGAUUGAAGAGCAUUCUGUGCGCCCCCCUCAUCCUGCAUGCAGCUUAUCUCUAGGCUUGGGUUUGCCUUUAGGUCCUACAUUGUCUGCGGAAAAUGCAUGGGCUUAUAGGUUUGAGAACAUGGCUUCAGAUGAUUCUUGUGAAGGUAAAAGUUCAUGCUACUGAUGAUCCUCUGAAAUCCUGCUCCAAUGAAGCUCUUAGAGGGAGCAUUGUGUUCGGAUUAAUCCCACAUAAUGUUAAUGUCAAGCGGCAUGUGGCUAAGUUUGGUACUUGUGUUGCUCCUCUUUUGUCUACCUUGAGUUGUGCAUGACAUCAGAACAUGACCAACACAAUUGUUAAGGUCAUUUGAAUAUCUGUUGUCAUACUGUUGUAGCUGUAAAAUUUUAGUCUUUUAAGACAGCAAAAAUCUAAUUCUGCUAGUUAGAAGAUGAUGCCA